GUAGGAGUAGGACGAGGACGGUGGUCCUAGACUCCCCGGUGGUAAGCAAAGCAACGAAAAAUAAAAGCUCUCCCCACUACAUCUACUCACACAGACAUAUUAUACGUAUUUACUAUUUAGUAUUACCGUAUUACGCGCGUGCGCUCGCUUACGCUACACAAUACGCACACACACACACAUACGUACGACGUUUUUACGCGACUGAAACAGACCAAAUCGCACAGAAAUCCGUGGUCGUUUCGUAUUACAACGAUCCGGGAUUGCUAUCUACUACUACAACUGUAUUUAAGUUUAAUAUCUCAGCUGCAUUUCACCGUCUAACAUGGGGAAUGAAAACUCGCUUCCGAUGGAAUUGUGCUCAAACUUCGAUGCCGACGAAAUCAGACGUUUGGGCAAACGGUUCCGCAAACUCGAUCUGGACAACUCUGGCGCGUUGAGCUUGGACGAAUUUUUAUCACUGCCUGAGCUUCAACAGAACCCGCUUGUGCAAAGAGUUAUAGACAUAUUUGACGAAGAUGGCAAUGGUGAAGUAGACUUCAAAGAGUUUAUUCAAGGAGUGUCUCAAUUCAGUGUUAAGGGAGACAAAGAAUCAAAGUUGCGGUUUGCAUUUCGAAUCUAUGAUAUGGAUAAUGAUGGAUAUAUAUCAAAUGGUGAAUUAUUUCAAGUUUUGAAAAUGAUGGUUGGAAAUAAUUUAAAAGAUACUCAGCUUCAGCAAAUUGUGGAUAAAACUAUAUUGUUUGCGGACAAAGAUGAAGAUGGCAAGAUUAAUUUUGAAGAGUUCUGUUCUGUUGUUGGCAACACAGAUAUACACAAAAAGAUGGUUGUUGACGUUUAAAUUGUAAGUUUUAUCCAACUUCUGUCAAUGUUACAGUCACAAAAAAUAAUUCAAGUUUAUAUAUAAUAUAUAUAAUCUCAUCCCCUUUGAAUAUUACAUUUUUUUAGUAAUUUUCCGGCGCUCUAAUACGCUAUUAAUCUUUGUUACAGAAAUUCUUCAUUAUUGCUUUUUCCUUUAAACUUAGCACUGUUUAUCUUCCAUCUUUCUCAAGCCUGUAUAUUAUAUACAAACACGAAUAUACAUAUUUAAUAUUUAUAUAUAUAUAUAAACUAUAAACAUACACGUGGCACAUUGCAUACAUAUAAUGUAUUAUACAAAUAAAUAAUUUUGUUAUAUUCUUAAUUAGUUUUAUCAAGUCUGUAUGUAUUAUUAUUAUUAUUAUCAUUUUUUUUUUUUUUUUAACAAGAGUUGUAAAUUAAAAAUUUUACUAUUGAAUAUUUCUGUUCUAAUAAAUACUUAUCGAGCAGAAUA
This is a messenger RNA of Metopolophium dirhodum (rose-grain aphid), 1306 nucleotides long. Its product is annotated as calcineurin subunit B type 2. The coding region runs from base 323 to 835 and encodes 170 amino acids. The record is from RefSeq and is a predicted model, not a curated record. Gene Ontology annotation, molecular function: calcium ion binding; calcium-dependent protein serine/threonine phosphatase regulator activity. The transcript has 5 exons. NCBI's taxonomy places the organism in Eukaryota, Metazoa, Arthropoda, Insecta, Hemiptera, Aphididae.